Messenger RNA from Plenodomus lingam JN3, 669 nucleotides. RefSeq lists its product as uncharacterized. NCBI's taxonomy places the organism in Eukaryota, Fungi, Ascomycota, Dothideomycetes, Pleosporales, Leptosphaeriaceae. The record is from RefSeq and is a predicted model, not a curated record. Gene Ontology annotation, molecular function: protein-L-isoaspartate (D-aspartate) O-methyltransferase activity. Gene Ontology annotation, cellular component: cytoplasm. Gene Ontology annotation, biological process: protein modification process.
AUGGCUUGGCGCAGCUCUGGCUCCUCAAAUGAAUCUCUUAUAACAAAUCUCCGGCGCAACGGACUCAUAGAUUCGGAUCGCGUGGAACAAGCCAUGCUCAAGGUCGACCGUGCGCAUUAUGCACCCUCGAGGCCGUACGAAGACUCGCCUCAGACUAUAGGUCACCGAGCGACCAUAUCAGCACCACACAUGCACGCAUCAGCUUGCGAGAACCUCCUAGAUUAUCUCAAGCCCGGUUCGAAAGUCUUGGAUAUCGGCUCCGGCUCCGGCUAUCUGACCGCGGUAUUGGCCAAUCUCGUUGUACCCAGCGGUACAGUGGUGGGCAUUGAUCACAUCCAGCCGCUGGUUGACGUGGCCAAGGCAAACAUGGCCAAAUCUGAGGAAGGAAGGAAGAUGCUGGAAACAGGGCAAGUCAAAUUUGUCCUUGGAGAUGGACGUCGAGGCUGGCCAGAGGAAGCACCGUACGAUGCGAUACACGUCGGUGCGGCAGCGGCGGAACACCACAAGGAGCUCACUGAGCAAUUAAAGGCCCCAGGUCGUCUGUUCAUUCCCGUUGCAGAGGGCGAUCGACAGUAUAUCUUCGUCGUGGACAAGAAGGAGGAUGGUACCGUGGAACGGAAGAAGCUCUUCGGCGUCCAGUAUGUGCCUCUAACAGACGCGCCCAAGUAA